UUACAACAGUGGGACGUGUGUGGACGGAGACAACUGGUAUCGAUGUGAAUGUGCUGCAGGGUUCACUGGCCCAGACUGCAGGAUCAACGUCAACGAGUGCCAGUCGUCGCCCUGCGGCCUCGGCUCUGCCUGUGUGGAUGAAAUCAACGGUUACAGCUGCAUUUGUCCACCAGGGCGCAGCGGUCCCCGCUGCCAGGAGGUGUCGGGGGGGUCCUGUGUGGUCGGUGGGCUGGUGGCUCUGGAUGGAAGCAGAUGGGAUGAAGACUGCAACACCUGCCGCUGCCACAAGGGGAGAAUCACCUGCUCUGAGCUUUGGUGCGGACCGGGAUUUUGUAGCCUCCAGACUCACAGCUCUGAGUGUCCGGCCGAUCAGACCUGCAUCGCCAUCCGGGACGAGCGCUGCUUUGUCAAGCCCUGCCACAGCCAGGGGGAGUGCUGGAGCCCCGCCCACUGGGCCCUGCCCACAGCCAGGUGUCGCCCAGAGGGCAGCUGCACCAACAUCACCUUCUCCUUCAACAAGGACGUCAUGGCAAAGGUCAGUCAGGGUGUGACGGUGGAGCGGGUUUGCCGAGAGCUCAGGACCCUCUACGUUGUCCAGAACCUAUCAUCUGACUCCUCCAUCUCUAUGACCUGUGAGCCCUCGCUCAGCAACAGCAACGAGAUCCAUGUUGCCAUCGUAAGUCCCGACCCCCCCGUCUGAAACUGAUUGAA
Paralichthys olivaceus (Japanese flounder) is the source of this 711-nucleotide messenger RNA. The record is from RefSeq and is a predicted model, not a curated record. NCBI's taxonomy places the organism in Eukaryota, Metazoa, Chordata, Actinopteri, Pleuronectiformes, Paralichthyidae.